CAUCUUGCGGUGGAAGACAUCUACAAGAUGCCCGUCUUCAAGCAGUCUUUGACGCAGCUCACUUCGCACUUCGGACAGUCGAACUACGGGUUCUUCAAGAAAAUCAUAUCCGAUAUCGCGAACGUCACCAAGGAGCGGCGAGUCUCCGCCUGCGUGAUCAUCACUCGCCCGCCCGAGAUCAUCGUCUGCUUCAGCAUCGCAGAUGCUCCCGGCGGCACCGAGCUAUUUGUCGUUUUCGACUCCCACCCGCGCCCCGAGAAGCACCCCGAUGGCGCCGCUUUCAUCCUCUUCAACGCGGUAUGCACAACUGCACGCCAUCUCGCCGAACUCCUCUACUUCGACGAGGACAUCCUGCAGGAGCCAGACAUGCACUGGCAUGAGCAGCUCCUCGGGCAAUGUUCCGGAGAUGUCUUCGUCGCCGCCGAGGCGCCCCCGAACGGCGCCAAGUGGGCCGAGAUCGCGCUCGAGGCGAGCCUGCAGGUGCUCAGACUGGAAGCACAGGUGCGUGAGCUUCAGGAGAAGACACAGAUCCUGGAGGGUGAGAAGAAGCAGAUCCGUGAGGAGCUCGUCGGGGUCGAGCACGAAAUUAUCCAGAUGGACGACAUGCUGCAAAAGGAAAAGGAGAAGAACGAGCGCCUCAAGCGGAAGCAUGCUCCUCACCAGCCGCAGCGCAAGACUACAGCACCCGCGCCAACGCCUAGCCAGGCAGAAAGCCAGCACGGACAAAGCGGCUUUGGCUUCAGGAAUUUUGCGUGGCGGCCGGCUCCUGGUCAUGCAUUUUCGGCAAAUGGCGCGACCAGAGACGACACAACGGCGAAGGGCAAACUCCAGGGCGACAGCAGCACGGCCCGCAAGGGCAAGCCCAAAAGGCGCCAUGGCGAGACGAUGCGCGACCAGAAGAAGCCCGAGGACGAGGCCAAACGCUCGGCCGCCGAAUCCGUCCCCGUCCCCAAAAUCGACCCCAUCGUAGUGCAGCUGCAGACCCAGGAUGACGAGGAGAACCGCGAUCUCGAGCGGCAGAUGCGCAAUCUACAGGCCAGCCAGCCCAAGUCUUUCGAUUGUGGCCUUUGCUUGGAGCGGUUCCAGGAGGACUUCAUUGCGCGUGUGGACCUGUGCGGCCAUGUGUACUGCCGCCAGUGUCUUGCCGGGCAGGUGGCGUCCAAGAUCGACGAACACCGGUAUCCGAUCCUGUGCCCCUUGUGCACCGCGGACAAGACGCGCAUUGACGCGCCCAGAGGUGCGUGUGCCCUUGAGCAGUACACAGUCUUCGAGGAGAUGCAGAUGAACAGGUUCUCCAUCACGAUCCUCUGCCGCAGGUGCAAGCAGACGCUGUUGGUGGACAAGACUGAGUACCGGGAGACCAAGAUCGUCCGCUGUCCGCUGAAAGGUUGUGGCUACACAUGGUGUAAGCUGUGCUUGCGGGAGGUCGACCCCAUGAUACAGAAGCACACCUGCGACGGGACGUAUGUGUUCGACCGCUUCAUAAGAAAGCGCUGCCCUACGUGCACAACCCCCUCCGAGAAGAUCUCUGGGUGCAACCACAUUACUUGCGUGUCUCCGGGCUGCAACACCCACUUCUGCUACCGUUGCGGAGCGCUCAUCGUGCAGUCGGCCUUGCCCAGUGACAUCGUCGCGGCGACAACUGCGCAUUACACCAAGUGCACGAUUUAG
Molecule: messenger RNA, 1671 nt
Organism: Trametes versicolor FP-101664 SS1
Lineage: Eukaryota; Fungi; Basidiomycota; Agaricomycetes; Polyporales; Polyporaceae
Exons: 7
Biological process (GO): ubiquitin-dependent protein catabolic process; protein polyubiquitination; positive regulation of proteasomal ubiquitin-dependent protein catabolic process
Cellular component (GO): cytoplasm; ubiquitin ligase complex
Molecular function (GO): ubiquitin protein ligase activity; ubiquitin conjugating enzyme binding
Source: RefSeq, a predicted model, not a curated record